AUGGCGACAGGGAAGUCUUCGAUGAUUCUGAAACUGGCAGGACAGUUUAUUCACCACGAGAAAGUUUAUCCGACGCCCGGAGUGGAAGUGACGGUAGUCUACUGGCCGAUGAAGAAUGUGAUGAGCGAAGACGUUUUGCUGUUUAGAAUUGAGUUCUGGGAAGCUGGUUCCAUCGCCGUCGCAAGAUAUGGAUACAUAGAAGAAAUGAUUCACGACGAAACAUCCCCAGCGGACGCAAUAAUCCUUACCUACUCAUGCGUGGAUAGAUCUUCCUUUGACGAGCUGCCUGAGAUACUCGAAAUGAUCAAAAUGAAGAUUAACUCGGAGCCCCUUUUGAUUUGUAUGGCCACACACGCGGAUCGCUACUUGUCAGCAGAGAUGGCAGGAAAUCGCCUCUCUGGUGGGAGCACAAACAGCGGAGCGUUGACCGCUCCGAUCGACAAACUGACUGGGAUUUUCUGGGCUCUCGUCAAUUUCGUUGUGAUAUUCUUCUCGACAAUGUUGAACAUGGACCCGCCUCGAAAUGAAUCGCAGAACAGAUCUUGGGGCCGACGAGAUGGUGAUGACCGUCCCGGAGGAGGACGCCGAAUGGGCGGCAUCGACAGUUUUAGACAAAGAGCAAGCGCGCCUAACAUGGGCGUUGGAGGCGGAUGA
Molecule: messenger RNA, 654 nt
Organism: Oikopleura dioica
Lineage: Eukaryota; Metazoa; Chordata; Appendicularia; Copelata; Oikopleuridae
Source: the annotation of a GenBank genome assembly